AUGGGCAAAAGGAAGGUUGGAGCACUCGAGAAGCUCGACGCCGAUCUCGCCAGCCUUCAGUUCAAGGUCCGGUCGGAUCCGCAGAGUUAUGCAGACGAGUUCCAACGGCAGUACUCAGCCUAUCUCUCUACCAAAGAGGUGUUCCUCGACAAUCCUGCGAAUGUGACCAAGGAUGUCUCCGAGGACUUCCACGACAAGAUCGACUUCAUCGCCCACGUCGCCGAUUGCUUCAAGGAAGAUACCAAGACCUUUCCAGACGACCUGAAGGAAGUUCUGACACAACACCAUGCCAUCCUUCCUCCGGAAGUGCGCGAGAAGUUGGUCGGGAGCCUGGUGCUCCUGCGGAGGAAAGAAAUGAUCUCUUCCGAGUACCUCCUGACCACUUUAUUUCCAAUUCUUGUCUCGACGCCAAGCAAAAGCCUCAGGGCAUUGCUGUACUCGAAGAUUGUCAGCGACCUGCGAAACUCAAACUCCAAAAACACGAAUCACCCUCUAAAUCGAACGGUCCAAAAUGUGCUCUCAAUCCUCAUUACCUCCGACAAAACUUCGCCCAAGGGAGUGUGGGCUGUACGAUUGACGCGCGAGAUGUGGCGGCGACAGAUAUGGACCGAUGCGAAGCCGGUGCAGGUCAUGAAGGAGGCAUGUCUAGCGGACAACGAGAAGGUCAUAGUCGGAGGAGUUAGGUUCUUCCUUGGUGGUGACAAGGAGCGAGAGGAAAUGGAGGAUGACAGCAGUGAUGAUGAGGCUGUUGAUCUUAAGAAGAUGCAACACCAGCAUGGCAUCAACAAAAAAUCCAAGAAGCAGGCAAGGCAAUACAAAGCUGCAGUCGUCAAGGUCAAAAAGCAGGAGCGUAAGAAGAAUCAGCCACACCCGUUGAACUUUUCUGCUCUACAUCUGCUUCACGACCCUCAAGGCUUUGCCGAGCAAUUGUUUCAGAAACACUUGUUGAACACCAAGACAAAACUGGCCCUGGAGAGCAAGCUACUUGUCCUGCAGCUGGUCUCUCGUUUGGUUGGAUUGCACAGGCUCACAGUCAUAAACCUCUACUCCUGGUUCAUCAAGUUCCUCACGCCAAAACAACCAUCGGUCACAACCUUCCUGGCAUGUCUGGCCCAAGCAACACACGAUCUUGUCCCACCGGAUGCCCUGGAGCCUUUGAUCAUGAAGAUCGCAAACGAAUUCGUCUCAGAAGCGGCGGCAGCGGAAGUGGCAGCCGCCGGCCUGAACUCCAUCCGCGAGGUAUGUGUGCGUCAGCCGCUCGCUAUGACGGAGACACUGCUUCAAGACCUGGUGCAGUACCGCAAGAGCAAGGACAAGGGUACGAUGAUGGCCGCGAAGGGCUUGUUGUCCCUGUACCGUGAGGUCGGCGCAGAGAUGCUCAGAAAGAGGGAUCGUGGCAAGAAUGCCACCAUCAACCUGCGCAGUGGAGAGCUUCAGCAGCGAAAGUUCGGAGAAGUAGAUUCCGGCGGUAUUGAAGGCCUCGAUCUGCUUGAGAAGUGGAAGGAUGAAGAGAAAAAGCGGAAACGUGUGGCCAAGGGCCUGCCAGAAGAGGCUGGCAGUGACGAGGAUGAGGAAGCCGAUGUCUCCGACGACAGCGACUGGGAGGUUGAUUCCGUGGCCAGUAGUGAUUCUGGAGGCUGGAUCAAUGUGUCAAGCGAAGACGAGGGCGAGGACGAGGAACCCGCAGCGAAGCGUCAGAGAAAAGGAUCCUCCGAAGCACCAGAGCUUGUGGACGCAAACAAGUCCGACGCGGCUGCAGAAGUUGAACGGAUGUCCAAGCUCGCCACAACCACCAUCCUCACGCCCGCGGAUCUGGCCAAACUGCAGGAGCUACGCCUGCAGGCCAACCUCGAUAAGGCCAUGGGCAACCGCUCAAAACAUGCCCGGGAGCUCGCAGCCCGGCACGCAGACGACCCCCUCACGGCGGAACAGAUCGAGCUGCCCGCGAAGCUGCGCAAGACGACCAAGGAGGAGAGAAUUGCCCUGGCCAGGGAGGGCAAGCCCAACCGGGAGGAGCACAAGUCCACGCAGGCCAUCCGGAAGUCCAAGAAGGAGGCCGAGGGCAAGUCCACGUCGAACAAGGAGAAGGCGAGGAAGAAGAACUUCUUGAUGACCAUCGGGAAAGCGAAGCAGAAGCACAAGAGGAGUCUUGUACAGACGAGGAAGGUGUUGCAGGACCAUGUCGAUAGAAGUAAGAAGGGCGGGAGGAGAGGCAACAACUAG
Molecule: messenger RNA, 2223 nt
Organism: Diaporthe amygdali
Lineage: Eukaryota; Fungi; Ascomycota; Sordariomycetes; Diaporthales; Diaporthaceae
Product: sda1 domain protein
Exons: 1
Coding region: 1-2223 (740 amino acids)
Biological process (GO): ribosomal large subunit biogenesis; ribosomal large subunit export from nucleus
Cellular component (GO): nucleolus
Source: RefSeq, a predicted model, not a curated record